Callithrix jacchus (white-tufted-ear marmoset) is the source of this 12959-nucleotide messenger RNA. Lineage: Eukaryota; Metazoa; Chordata; Mammalia; Primates; Cebidae. The record is from RefSeq and is a predicted model, not a curated record.
UACCUGAGUACCUGGAAGUUUAAUUUCCUUUUGUUUUAAGACUAUAACAGAGUAGAUGUGACCAUAUGUAGCCCCUGAAUAUUCUGGCCUUGGGUGACGUGGGUGAGCACUUCUAGCUCAUCUGACAGGUUAGAGGUAUACACUUAUUUUCUCUGUAAGAAGCGUCAUCUGGUAAGAUGAUCAAGAAUGGUGCAAAGCAGGAUGGGGAGUUUAAAAUUGUUUCCAAAUGUGGGAAUGUAAAUUGAUAUAAACAUGUAAGAUUUUAAUAACACCAAACUGAUUUCUGUGUAAUUUCCAAGUUUCUUUUUUUUUUUCAAAGCUCCUCUGAAAUCUGUCCACAGAAACUUAGUUUAUAGAAUUUUAUCUGCUUUCUUUACUUAGGUAUUACACUGGACUUACAUCCAAUAGUGAAAACAGAUUUUAUUGUAGAAUCAGAAAAGAUAGAGGGCCAUAUAGGUUUCAUUUUCAAUUUUGUUCAUACUAAGGUGUUUACAACCCAAUUUAAUUUACACCCUGUAUUGUAUUAUUAUCAUAUAUCUGUAUGCAUGUAAAUGUAGUAUGUGGUGGCAAAAGAAAUUUUUGAGAAAGAAAAAACUCUUUGAUGUAUUUGAUUCAAUAUACAUUUGAGUGUCUAACAGACACUGUAUUAGACACUGGUGGUACAACACUGAACAGAGCACCAGAUACUUUGUAGCAUCUCAUGGAGCUACUGACAUACUUUCCAAGGGGAAUAUUUCAGAAUAGGUGAUAACUAAUCAAAGAAAAGUACCUUCGUCAUCUAGGAGACUUGUACUUAGAGUGAACUGAAAUAAACUAAGCUCACUAAAGACAGGGAUUUUUGUUUGGCUUUUGUUUGUUGCAUUCACUACUGUAUCUCCAGGGCCCAAAAUAGUGCUUGGCUUAUAAUAAGUAUUGAUGUUGUUGAUUGAAGUAUUUGUUUUGAAUUUGUGUAAUCAAAGACAUGUACCUUGGUAAAUCGUCUUUACAUCUUGGUAGGUGAAAAUUUUAUCUCAGUUGCUUUGUUUUUAAUAUUACCUGCUUUUUGUUUCUACUUGUGCCAUACAUCAAUGCUGGAAAAACUUGUUAAUAUUGGCAGUUAGUCAUAUGGUUAUCUGAUAUUGCAAAGAAUAGAUUUGGAAAGUAACUUAAGGGAUCAUCUUUUGUUCAGCUUCCUGCCUAGGAAAACUAAGUAAGAUAAUUAGGUGUGUAUAUUUAAUUAAUCAUUAAAAAAAAAAACCAGGACAACAUAAUUGGGUUAUCUCUUGAGAAAAUGGAGAAAGGUACUUAACCCUAGAUAUAAAAGGACUAACCUGGAAAUUUUAGAACUUCUGUGUGGGAAAGUGGGGAAAAAAAAAAAAGAAGAAGAAGCACAACUAAGCUGCUCUUUGUUGAUAUCAGAAAUGGGCCUGUCAUUCAUUUUGGCAUUGAAGCAUAGCCUCCUAUCUCAGGGGGCAGGACUGGAACAUUUUUUUCCUCCCACAAGAGCUGGUCAGUUAUUACAGGUUCAGAAAGCCCUGACCAGUUUUUCAAGAGUUUCUCCUCCUUUUUUCCUCCUGAAACUUGCGGUGCUUUUGCUCUGCUUUCAAGAUGCAUUAAGUCUCCUGGUUUGUGACUGCUUUGGAGCCAGCAGAUACUCUGAUAUGUAUGAUUCAAAUUAUGCAGGUUUCAUGAGCAACAUUUCAUUUGUUGCAUUUCCAGUUUCCAAUACCAACUCACCUACAAAGAUUUUACCAAAAACCUUAGGACCAAUCAAUGUGAAUGUUGGACCCCAAAUGAUUAUAAGCACACCACAGAGACUUACCAGUUCAGGAAGUGUUCUGAUUGGGAGUCCAUAUACCCCUGCACCAGCAAUGGUUACUCAGACACACAUAGCAGAAGCUACUGGCUGGGUCCCUAGUGAUAGAAAACGGGCUAGAGAAUUUAUAGACUCUGAUUUUUCAGAAAGUAAACGGAGCAAAAAAGGAGAUAAAAAUGGGAAAGGCUUGAGACACUUUUCAAUGAAAGUGUGUGAGAAAGUUCAACGAAAAGGUACAACAUCAUACAAUGAAGUCGCUGAUGAGCUGGUGUCAGAGUUCACCAAUUCAAAUAACCAUUUGGCAGCUGAUUCGCAGGCUUACGAUCAGAAGAACAUUAGGCGAAGAGUUUAUGAUGCUUUAAAUGUACUAAUGGCAAUGAACAUAAUUUCAAAGGAAAAAAAAGAAAUUAAGUGGAUUGGCCUACCUACCAAUUCUGCUCAGGAAUGUCAGAAUCUGGAGAUAGAAAAGCAGAGGCGGAUAGAACGGAUAAAGCAGAAGCGGGCCCAGCUGCAAGAACUUCUCCUACAGCAAAUUGCUUUCAAAAACCUGGUACAGAGAAAUCGACAAAAUGAACAGCAAAAUCAGGGCCCUCCUGCUCUGAACUCUACCAUUCAGCUGCCAUUUAUAAUUAUCAAUACAAGCAGAAAAACAGUCAUAGAUUGCAGCAUCUCCAGUGACAAGUUUGAGUAUCUUUUCAAUUUUGACAACACCUUUGAGAUCCACGAUGACAUAGAAGUACUAAAGCGGAUGGGAAUGUCAUUUGGUUUGGAGUCAGGCAAAUGCUCUCUGGAGGAUCUGAAACUUGCGAAAUCUCUGGUGCCAAAGGCUUUAGAAGGUUAUAUCACAGCUUCUCGAGCCUCAAAGAGAAGACAGCUUCAACCCAGAGCCUUCUCCAGAAGAACGAACCCAUAAAAAGCUGGAACAGUGGCUCAUACCUAAAUCCCGGCACUUUGGGAGACUAAGGUGGGCGGAUUACAAGGUCAGGAGAUCGAGACCAUCCUGCUGACACGGUGAAACCUCAUCUCUACUAAAAAUACAAAAAAUUAGCUGUGCGUGGUAGCAUAUGCCUGGACUCCCAGCUACUCAGGAGGCUGAGGCAGGAGAAUCGCUUGAACCUGAAAGGCGGAAGUUGCAGUGAACCGAGAUCACAUCAUUGCACUCUAGCCUGGGUGACAGAGCAAGACUCCGUCUCAAAAAACAAGCAAACAAAAACAGAACCCAAUUGACAGCUUGCUUUUUUCUGUCCUACUCCCAGAGCUAUGGCUGUGUUGUUAUGUUGCUGUUUUUUCCAUUUUUCUUUUUCUUUUUUUGAGACAGGGUCUUGCUCUGUCGCCCAGGCAGGAGUACAAUGGCGUGAUCUGGGCUCACUGCAACCUCCAGCUCUGGGCUUCAAGCAAUUCUCUUGCCUCAGCCUCUCAAGUAGCUGGGACUACAGGUGCCACCAAGCCCGGCUAAUUUUUGUAUUUUUAGUAGAGAUGGAAUUUUGCCAUGUUGGCCAGACUCAUCUCAAUCUCCUAAUCUACCUGCCUCCGCCUCCCAAAGUGCUGGGAUUACAGGCGUGAGCCACCGUGAGCAGCCUCCAUUCCUUCUCCUCGGGGAGUUGCUUCUGUAGUUCUGUGCUGCUUCCAUUUCUGCGCCUUCUCAGAGUGCUGACUCUUCCCACUGAAGCUUGCACCUGAAGACACCGCCAGCUUCCCCAGUUUCUUGACAGAUAAAGGCUCCAUCUGCCUGUCGUACUGUGGAUAGCUGCCAAAUGCCCGGGGGCUCCCCGAUUGCUGCCAGCUCAGCCUUUCUCCGAGAGGCCUUUCUAGCCUCUUGCUGAAACUUGCAUCUCAGUAGAAAAUGCACAGUGGUGAAGAACUCCCAUAUGUGGGGAGCAGGUGGCACAACCAAUCCCGUUAAUGCAGGGCAGCAUUCGUCAUAUUUGUCACUUUCAUGCAAAUCACUUCAGGACAUUGUUGCCAUUGGGGCACCAUGACUAUCACCCAACCAUUUCCUUCUUGCCUUAUCUCCUGCCUCACCUAAGGUGCCUGAAAUACUGUGACACACUAUAUGAGGGUCGGGAGAUUUGUUUUCUUCUUUCAUGCGCUACCGGCCACUUGGUCAUGGCUCUGAAAAGCCGAAACUCAAUCAUGAGAAGUUUUGCGUGCUAAAAUCCAAAAAUGACAGUCCUAAACAGGAAGGACUUUCUGGUUCUGCUGAUACAUAGAUUUGCUUUCAAACCUCCAGCAAAUGUUUUCCUGAAUUUGAAUACAACAGAAAGUACAUUUACAGGAUGAGUUUUUUUUUUUUCUUGCAGACAAGGUCUUGCUCUGUCACCCAGGCUGGAAUGCAGUGACACCCUCACAGGUCACUCACUGUAUGAGCCUCCCACCUCAGUCUCCACUGUGGCUACGGACUACAGGUGUGCUCCACCAUACCUGGCUGGUUUUUUUUAUUUUUUGUAGAGACAGGGUCUCACUAUGUUGCCCAUGCUGGCCUCAAGAGAUCCUCCCGCUCCAGCCUCCCAGAGUGCUGGGAUAUUAGGCAUGAGCCACCCUGACCCAUACACAGGAUAGUUUUGUUUUGUUUUGAGAUGGAGUCUUGAUCUAUUGCCCAGACUGGAGUGCAGUGGCACAAUCUUGGCUCACUGUGACCGCUACCUCUCAGGUUCAAGUGAUUCUCCUGCCUCAGCCUCCUGGGAUUACAGGUGCCCAUUACCAUGUCCGACUAUACAGGAUGUAUUUUUUAAAUUUUAAAACAUCUAGGUUUCGUCUGCUCUGUCACCAGGCUGGAGUUCAGUGGCUCAAUCUCGGCUCACUGCAGCCUCCACCUUCUGGGUUCAAGCAAUUCUCCUGCCUGAGCCUCUCAAGUACCUAGGACUACAGGCAUGUGCCACCAUGCCUGGCUAAUUUUUGUAUUUUUAGUAGAGGCGGGGUUUUGCCAUGUUAGCCAGGCUGGUCUUGAACUCCUGACCUGAAGUGAUUGGCCCACCUCAGCCUCUCAAAGUACUGGGAUUACAGGCAUGAGCCACCGUGCCUGGCCAUGUCUGCUUUUUGUGACAGGUCACUGGAGUAGCAACAAGGCCUUUUUGACAAUAGAACAGUGGUGGGCUCUUCUGCUUGAAGGACUCCAGCCCAUCUUACAAUCAUCUAAAAAAAACCCUUUUUUCAAGUUUUGUUAAAAUUCAGUUUAACUCAUCACUAAGAGUGGAAGAAGUCACCGUCACUAAUGGUGACUCACACACCUGUAGUCCCAGCUACUUGGGAGACUGAAGCAGAAUUGCUUGAACUCAGGAGGUGGAGGCUGCCGUGAGCUGACUUUGUGCCACUACACUCCAGCCUGGAGACAGAGUGAGACUCUGUCUCAAAAAGAAAAAAAGGAGUGGAAGAAGGAUACAAGAAUGACACUUUUAUUUCAAUAAAUGCUUUUGGAAAUGAUUUUUAAGAACAAAAACUAGAGACCUCUGGAAAGUCGAUUAAAAGUUGUGCAGCCCAGACACGGUGGCUCAUGCCUGUAAUCCCAGUUCUUUGAGAGGACGAGGCAGACAGAUCACCUGAGGUCACGAGUUUGAGAACAGCCUGACCAAUAUGAUGAAACCCCGUCUCUACUAAAAAUACAAAAAUUAGCCAGGCAUAGUGGCAUGCGCCUGUAAUCCCAGCUACUUGGGAGGCUGAAGUGGGAGAAUCGCUUGAAUCCAUGAGGCAGAGGUUGCAGUGAGCCAAGAUCAUGCCACUGCACUCCAGCCUGGGCAAUGGUGUGAGACUUCGUCUCAAAAACAAACAACAAAAAAUGUUGUGCAAAGAUGCAUAGGAUGAACUGCAUUUCUCUUGGGGCGGCUGAUAUUUCCCCCUCCUCUCACCCUUCUAGAACAGACAGACAUGCUUGGAGUGAUGGGAGGGGACAGCACCUCGGCGGGAUGGAGGGGGGGUGCUGCUCCCUUCACCAUAGCAAUUGACUCGGGCCCUGGUGUAGGCUGGAGAAGGCAGCUGCUUGGAAGCACCAGGGCGCUGGCUUCAGUCCUCAGCCCUGUCUCUGGAUGUAGACCCCCAGAGUCUGUCUUCAGAGACCCACAAGGCUUGUCAGCUCUGGGGUUUCCGCAAACAGUUUCUCAAGAAACAUUUCUGAAACUGCUUGGUUUAAGGAUGACCCCACAAGGGCCGCUGUCACCUGCCUGCCAAGCCUGCACUAGGAGACUUGUCUAUACAUAAUCUGUGCAGGUUAAAGACAGGCCCAGCCAAAGAAAUAAGCUUGCAGAGGAGAGAGGGUUUCCCCUAUUGCUUUCCCCACCCCUAUCUCUGAAAGGUUUCUCAGAGCCUGGAGGGCACUGCAUGAGCCACUUGCUAGUCUGGGGCUUGGCCAGGGAGGCAGGUGUCUGCCGGGGCAGGCUGCGACCACUCCCAGUCAUUGUAACAAAAGAUGACACAGAAGCAGAUGGGAGAACAGUCUGGGAAAAGACAACAUGGGCAGAAAAACACAGCAAAGUAAGUUGAACACACCCCUAUGCUAACAGCUCGCUAGCAAGACACCAGCACGGUUUUCUCCUUCCAGGUGCUGACGGAGGGGCUGGUGAUUCUGCUGAGGGGAUGAGAACCCCACAGCAGCUGCAGCAGUUGUUAAAAAGGGGCACAACCUCUUUGUCAUUGUGUUUUAUCUAGGUUUUUGUUUGUAAGACUCAACAAAAACCAAUUGCUGCUCUAAGAGUCUGGGAUUGAAAAUAACAUAGUGGCCAGGUGCAGUGGCUCAUGUCUGUAAUCCCAGCACUUUGGGAGGCCGAAGCAGGUGGAUCACCUGAGGUCAAUAAUUCCAGACCGGCCUGGCCAACAUGUGAAACCUCUUCUCUACUAAAAAUACAAAAUGAGCUGGGCAUGGUGGUGUGCCUGUAAUCCCAGCUACUCGGGAGGAUGAGGCAGGAGAAUUCCUGGAACGGAGGAGGUGGAAGUUGCAGUGAGCUGAGAUCAUGCCAUUGCACUCCCACCUGGGCUACAUACAAGAGUGAAACUCCAUCUCAAAAAAAAAAAAAAGAAAAAAGGAAGAAAGAAAGUACUACUGGGUAUCAGCCAAUGGACUGACAAGCAAGUCUCCUCAUCUGAUAAGCUUAGAUGAGCUGUCAUCUGAGCAAUUUUAAUUGACAUCUCUUUACAUAUGACACGUCAUAUAUUCCAGAUCCCAUAAAAUACUUCCCAUAACCCCAUAGCAUAGCAAAUUUUAAUUUUUCUAUGAUUUUGUCAUGUUUAAUAAAGUUUUACAAUAUGCUCUGCAGCUGAUAGUCUGUUAACCACAGAUUUUUAAAUUUUGUAUAUCAAGAAUUAUUUUUUGUUGUGUUUUGUUGUUGUUGGUGUUGAGACGGAGUCUUGCUCUGUUUCCCGUGCUGGAGUUCGGUGGUGCGAUCUCAGCUCACUGCAACCUCCACCUCAUUGGGCUCAAGUGAUCCUCCUGCCUCAGCUUCCCAAGUAGCUGGGACCACAAACGUACACCACCACACCUGGCUAAUUUUUUGUAUUUUGGUAGAAAUAGGGUUUUGCCACAUUGUCCAGGCAACUCUUGGGCUCCAGUGAUCAGUCUGCCUUAGCCUCCCAAAGUAUGGGGAUUACAGGCAUGAGCUGCCACACCUACCUAGUCACACAAAUUUUUAAUGAAGUGAGACAACACCAUCAGUAGGAGAAAGUAAGGGGUGUACUUGGCACACCCUGUCUUGCUCCCUCCUUCGAGGCUGAGGCUGUGUGUGUGUAUGUGUGUGUACCUCCCUCUAUACCUUAUGUAUUGGGUUUUGUGAAUGGUUCUAGACCUCUAUGGCCGGAACACUUGCUUGGAAGAGGAGGGAGGUCAUCACUGCUUGCAGGCUGCAGGCAUAACAAGCUGGCAUCCAUCCCCCACCUCAGGAAUUCUUCUCCAGCCUAACUGUUCUCUGGCCAACUUGGUGAAACCCCAUCUCUACUGAAAAUACAAAAAAAAAAAAACAAAAUUAGCUGGGCAUGGUGGUAGCGUCUGUAAUCCCAGCUACUCCGGAAGUAGAGGCAGGAGAAUCACUUGAACCCAGGAUUUGGAGGUUGCAGUGAGCAGAGAUGUCACCAAUACACUCCAGCUGGGGCAACAAGAGUGAAACACCACCUCAAAAACAAAAACAACAAAAAAGAAAUUCUCUGAAAAUAAUCAGGAUCUUGUUUCUUAUGGACUUUAAUCUGUGUAAAAUUUAGGGCCUGGCACCUGAUAUGUAAGCUGUCAGUGUUGAAUGAAUGAGUGAACAGCAAACUUUUUCAAAGUAUAUUGACCUUUUGGUUAGUUUCAAAUAACCAAAUAGUGCUCAAACAUUUAGCGCAGAUGACCCAGGCAAGUUUGAAAAAUUGGCCUCUUACGAGUCUCUGUCAAGAGACAAGAUGAAGAGUUCAAAGUUGCAAAGCCUUGCCUUACCUCAGAAGUCAUCAGAUGUAGCAAUAAAACAAGGUCAUCAAGGGGAAAAUGGACUCUUGGGAAGAAGGCAGGCCCCAGGGCCUCAGCCAGCUCCCGCCAUGGAUCUUGGGGACCAGAUUCCUCGUCGUUGGUGGCACAUGCCCAAUAACCCAACCGCUUUUCCCACCAGUCCAGGUCCCCGCACACUGCACCCUCUCUCCCCACCAGCAAGGCAAACUGUUUUUCUAUAAGCCAGAAAAAGACCAUGGAGUUAUGUGAGCUACUUAUCUUUGGUAAGUCCCAAGCUGUGGUUCCAAGACCAAAACAGCUGUUUCCUCCGACACCCCACCCAGGCGGGCACCAGCCAGGUGGCUGCCUGCUGUUAUUAACAAGCAAGUUCUAACCAGCAGCCGCUAGAUUUUUCCGUAGAGCGUGGGCAGCUGCUAACGAGAGAACACUUGCCCAGAGAAGCCACUGAGCAGGGCAGGGCAGGGAAUGAGCUUUUAACCUCUUUGGUCCCAGAAAUCUGGAGUAUACAGUAAAAAACAGAUGACUAAGAGUGGCUCAUAGUAAUCCCAGCACUUUCUGAGGCGGGUGGAUCACCUGAGGUUGGGAGUUCCAGACCAGCCUGACCAACAUGGAGAAACCCAGUCUCUACUAAAAAUACAAAAUUAGCCACUGUGGUGGAGCAUGCCUGUUAUCUCAGUGACUUGGGAGGCUGAGGCAGAGGUUGUGGUGAGCUGAGAUCGCACCAUUGCAUUUCAGCCUUGGCAACAAGAGCGAAACUGUCUCACAAAAAAAAAAAAAAAAAAAAAAGACGAGGUAUCACAGGCUGGUCUCGCACUCUUGGGCUCAAGCAAUCCUCCCACUUCAGCCACCCAAGUAGCUGGGACUAUAAGUGUGCCCCACCACACCCAGCCCUAAGUGACAUGACAGCAACUUUGCACAGAUGAGGUGAGUUCCCUUCAUCUCCUAGCCAGUGGCCCCCAGAAGCUCACCCCGUUUAGUUAGGAGCAAGGGGGUGCUGACAAGGGCCCCAUUAAUAGGUCCGUACCAUGCCAUCCUCAGGAAGCUGGACUCAUGGUUGCAGGCCACUGUCCUCACAUGGGACCACAGAAACUAGCAAAGGAAGUGAAAGUGUCCAAACCAUUACCCAGGCUCUAAGACCACAGUGACAAAGCUGAGGGUCUGAAAGCCAGAGGCCCAACACAGAGCUCCUCUCUGCAACCUGUUACUUCAUAGCUGAACAAAUUCUAUGCUAGGCCUUCUCUCAGAUUCCUCUUCCUCCCUCCUUACCCGGGCUCUGAAUUCCAGGCAUCACACCGACCAGGAUCGUACUCAAAAACAUCUUGUGCUCAAAUGCAGCCCUCGCAGCAACAGCAGUACCUGGAAGCCUCUUAGGAAGCCGAAUCUCGGGCCCCACCCCUGACCCUGACCAAUCAGAAUCUGCAUUUUAAACGGGAGCCCUUGAUGGGUUGCACGUGCAUCAAUUUGAGAAGCACCUGGUUGUAGUAGUAAUCGUCACUGAGAAGACCCUAUCAGCAUUCUAUUUGCCUCCAUAACAAAUUCUCACAAAAGUGGUGGCUUAAAAUAAUACUCAUAAUCUCCCAUUUCUGUAGGUGAGUGGUCUGGGAACAAUGUAGCCCAGCUGGGUCCUCUGUGCAGGGCGUCAGGGCUGGGCUUUGACGGUUCUGAGGAAGACCUGGCUUCCAAGCUCAUGGGCUGUUGACAGAAUGCACUUUCUUCCACUCCCCACACAGCCACAUUGAGAACAGCAAGGAUGUGUCCAAACCCAGAGGCUUCAGGUCUCACUUCUGCUUACAGCUCCCAUGAUUUCACUGGGCUGUUGGAUAAUCUAGGAUAAUCUCCCUAUUUUAAGAUGGACCCACCAGACACCUUAAUUUCAUCUGCAAAGCCCCUCUUGCCACAUGAUAGAGCAGAGCCACGGGCAUGGCCCCAGGUGAAAGGUCAUGGGGGCCGAAAUUCUGCCAACACAGUUACUUCCUCAGCAACAGGUCCAGUUUGGGAUGAAUUGCCUCUGAAGUCCUCCAGCUGGUUUUGGUCACCUCCGCUGGCCACACCCCACUGGGUUCCUCCUCCCAGGCUGGCUGUCUUAUCCCAGCUAGCCAUUGCCCACCCUCCUUGCUGCCAUUACAGCCUCUUGGGACAUCCCAUUUCCCUCCUGCCCCUGGAGAGCUCUGGAGAAGGCACAUCAUUCUGCAGGAAACUCCGUCUUUCCACACCAUCCCCAGCUGUUCUCAGCCACCCAGAGAAAAGGAUCAUAAGAAAUAAUGUUUAUAUUGAAAAACAAGGGGACACAUCUCAUUUCACCCCACACUCCCUCAGCUCAGCCUGGGAAUGUGUCCUGCUGGGCAGGAAGACCUGAAGCAACACCACCCCAGUUAUUCCAAGGGCAGAUGUGUAGUCUUUGGGUAUUCUCAGGGUUCCCUUGUUGCCCAGACGGGUGGCCAGCUAGGAGUCACGCACAUCCAGAUAUCAGCUAAAGUCAAAUGAUGGCUCAAUCUCCACCCACUAAAUCAAAUUGAUGCUAGGCUCAAUGGCCAAGGAGGCACAGCUGGUUGUCUUCGGUCCUUCCCAAACUGCGAAUGAGCUCUAAGGUAGGUAUUACCUCGGAGUUGCUACAUCUGUCGAAUCCCUCCUAGCAAACUGCAAUCUGCAUUUUAAUGAUACCCAGGUGACCUGUAUUCACAUCCUGAAAUCCUGAGGAAAACCCGCAACCAGCAGCAGAAGGGUGGACUCCAGCUGUGACAAGCCACCCUUCAUUGCUAGACCAGUCCUUACCUGACCAUACAGACCCAGCUUCCAGCCACUCUUUCUCCUCCAUCAAGCACCACCUGUCUCUUGAGACCUUUUACAAAAAUAAACUUUAGAGAGGGGUGGGGCCUUUGGAAUAACCUAGUCUUACCGCACCUUGUGGCCCCUUGCAUGUAAAUACUAUCAUCAUCAUGAUGCCACGUGAGGUGUCUGAGAGCCUGUUCCCUCCUAGGUUAAGAUCUUUGAGAAACCAUGUCUUUUCAUCUCUGUAUCCUCAACGUCUGGCUGAUCCAGUAUAUAGCAGGUCUGCUAAGUUGUUGUUAAACUGCCUUAAUUCUGAUAGAUGAAGCAAGCAGAGCCAUGAAAGUUGGGGAGAUCAGCUAAAACCACUGGGCAGUCAGGGGCUGAUCAAGUCCAAACCUCUGAGCCAGGGAGGCAUACAAGAUGCUUUAGUGACUUCUGUGUAUGUGUCAUUUUUAUUUCUCUCCAAAACCCAUCCCACGUUGGAUGCCAUCUCAAUUCUUCUCUUAUAGUCUGAGAAUGAGUCUGCUUUUAUCUAAGCUCAUUAAACAAAAAUUCCAUCCAUAUUUACUUCAAAAGAUUCAAAAAUACAAAUUCAAUAGAAUACUUAAUAUGAAUUUCACAGGCACUGAAGGUGACAGCUGUUGAGGACAUGGUCAUGCUGGGCCAACUAAAGUGAUGUCACCUCUCUCACACUGUAGCAUUCUUUUAUCUUUGUUUUACACUCUUAGAGAUAAGGAAGAAAAUCAAAAUCCAGAAAGGUUUGCUGUAACUAGUCCAAGAAUCAUUUCCUUCAGUGAAAAUCUGUUAUCACUAUGGUUUUGGUGAUAGAGGAACAGCAGAGCUCUCACGUGGGGCUGAGUGCCCACUACCAAAGCCUGUCUGGCCAGGCAAGGCCAGCCAGAGCCCUCAUGUUUACUCCAAAUGGUCAUUUUUGAGCCAGUUGGGUUGGGUCCCACCCCUUCUGGCUUGCACUACCAUAAAGAAAACCUCAAGAGUAUCUGCUUUGACUUUUUUUUUUUUUAAAGGAGAAAAGUAACAAUAGCCUUAAGAAAAAAAAUAAGAAACAACAUAGAUCAUAUGGGAAGCACAACUUUCUCAACAAUGUAGCCCAAAUUAUGACAAAUAAUCCUACCAAGAACACACCUAAUAUUGGAGGGGGAAAGAAUGCUUACACAAAACUGUUAUUUGGUUUGAAGCUUUGAAUAAGUUCCAAGUUUUUAUAUUUCACAAUUUAUAUAUACUUUAUUAGAGUCCACAGUCUGCUAAAUAAAAGCAGUAACAAGAUAUUUAACAAACUACUGUACAAAUUAAAUCUUAAGAAUUUAAUCUUAUAAAAAAUUGUUUGCAUAGUCAUACUGGCUAACCUAAAAAUUCUGUUAUCUACAGCCUAAAAUACUUUAGGAGACAGUUCCAGCACUAAAAAAAAUCCCAAUGUUUUUUUUACAUGUUUUACAACAAAAAGUUUGUGCUCUUAAUCAAAAAAUCCAGACUAACUCAGCAUGUAAAAAAUAAAUUUUACAAAGAACCCAAGAUAAUAUUUUUCAAAUACACUUUUAUUUUCUGUUUUCCUUCCUCACAUACAGAACUCCUCCACACACCGCACUUCUUGCAGCUAUGAAGUCACUUGAUGUUGGCCAGGUACCAUUUUAUCCCUAAAAUUUUGUUGACAUCAAAAUAUGAUAGUUGACCAGUGUUACAUCCAUAAAAUAUUUACAUAGCACAGCAUAUUAGGCUUUAGACAUUUGGCAAUUAGACCACAUAAAAACAGGACAAGACCCCCAUCCUACAUGUUUGGAAUCAGGUAUUCUCCGGUCCCUAUCUGGCGACUGUACACUGUUCAAAGGGCAGCAGAGGCAACAGGCAGUUACUUCAGAGGACACUGAACACUAUGAUCUGGAAGCACGUUAUGAUGUUACCCAGUGUCAUGUACCACACACCUUUCUCCAAGGUAGUCUCAACUCUAGAAUGGCAGGUCCAGCUGAUACAAAGUGAAGA